Messenger RNA from Hydractinia symbiolongicarpus, 678 nucleotides. Its product is annotated as proteinase-activated receptor 1-like. Bases 1 to 678 code for a protein of 225 amino acids. Gene Ontology annotation, biological process: G protein-coupled receptor signaling pathway. The transcript has a single exon. Gene Ontology annotation, molecular function: G protein-coupled receptor activity. Lineage: Eukaryota; Metazoa; Cnidaria; Hydrozoa; Anthoathecata; Hydractiniidae. Gene Ontology annotation, cellular component: membrane. The record is from RefSeq and is a predicted model, not a curated record.
AUGAUCCAAGAUAUAUGUGUAUUGAUUAUUUACCAAUACUUCGGCAAGGUUUAUGAAAGCUGCACGAUUUACUUCGAGCUGAUAGAAAUUGUAAUGCUAUCUAUUAUUUUUCUAUCAAUGAUAUUGAUCUCCGCAGAUCGAUUUCUUUGCAUUACGUUGGGAGUAAAAUAUAAAGCAAUUGUUACGAGAAAAAAAGUGAAAUUUACUGUGGUAAUGAUUUGGAUUAUUGGCGUCAUUUCUACAAUUCCAUUCUUGUUUGAAAAAAAGAGAUCGCACAUCAAAUAUAUUUAUUACGCUACGUUUGGAGCGUUAUUUGUAGUUAAGUCUGUGAUAACUUACGCUACAAUCGCCUAUUACAUGUGCUCAAGGACAAGAAAUGCGCUUUCAAUUCAGCCAGGAAAAGGAAAUAUACAAUCAAAACCCGUCAGUGUAUUUAAAAAGUCGUACAUUGUCCCAUGUGCCAUUAUUACAACAUUUGUCCUGUUCAAUGUCAUUCCAGAUGUAGUGUGUUAUAAUCGAUCAUUUGAUUCUACGACGUACGAAGCUGUGCUCUAUUUCUAUGCUACUGGAUACAUUACUGAUCCGUUAAUAUAUAUUUUUCUAAAUGCUGAAACAAGAGCUACAUUAUGUACACACUUUUUAGAAUUGCGGAGAGAAAUAUAUCACCGCCAACGAUAA